CCUUCAGUGUUCAUCCAGACGUCGAGGGGGAGUGUUGUGCCGGUCCGUUAGUGUUCCUAGCUCCUUGCAUCAAAAACACGUGUAACACAAGAAUUAAUGGAGUGUUGAGUGUUGCGUGAGUGUCUAUAGGAGUCUUCCAGCGAGUGUUGUGUUGGUGUUACCCUGCGACGCCCGUUAGAAGAAGGUGACGAAGAAAAACAAAUAGACUUGAAGGACGAAGGCUAUGGUACUAUGAGGCAGCACCACCACCCUCACCACCUCCUGCACCACCACUACGUCCUAUUGGCACUCACAACCGCAAAUAAGACAACACCAAAACAAUGACCACCCCCAAGCAACCCCGGGCGAGACCAACACCAAGAAUAAAUAAGCUACCCCAGAAAGUAACAGUGCGGGAGAGUUUUCUAUAACCAAAACCGGGACUAGAGAAAACGUCAUUACAUGGGAAGCUCCUUUAUACUCCUCUAGUGCCGCGUGAAUCUCUGUUUACACUUGCCGACUCUCACAUAACUUUUUCUAAGUGCUGUGAAAAGGAGAUCACGCGGGGUUCUAAUGACUUGUUUUUAGGUUCACGGUAUAGAAGAGGAGUCAAACUACCACUAGAGUCCUAAAACUACCCGUGAAAAUGCCUGAAACUCCUAUAAAAGCCUUGCCAAAUAUGUGAACUAGUCUGGGUUUCGGAGUGGUACGUUGAAAAACACGAGUAGUUUCCCCCGCGUGAAGAAGAGAAACUCCGCCAAGAUGCUUCAGCAGAUCCUCAACGACAUGUACAUCGAGCCGGAGUUGCUGGCGGAGCUGGAUGAGGAGCAGAAGCAGAUCCUGUUCUGUAAGAUGAGGGAAGAGCAAGUCCGGCGCUGGCGUGAGAGCGAGGAGAGGCUACAGCGGGAAGAGGACAAGCUCAACGACAGGAAGAAGAAGGAUGGUGGGAAGAAGGUGACGUUCCUGGUGGGCGUGGACGGGGAGCCGAUGGUGGUGGUGCUGGGGGGGGAGGGCGGGGCGCAGCGCGAGGACGUGGACUCCAUCCUCGAGGAGCGGGCCAAGCAGCAGGCGGACCUCGAAGCCGACAUGCUCAAGCGCGCGGCCGAGGAGGAGCUGGACAAGUUGGUGAGGUUGAGUCGCUCCACGGUGGAAGCCAUGGAGGAGGAGGCCACAAGGACCUCCACUAGCAAGGUUCGGGACCCAGCGAGGGAGGCUGUGGUGAGGUCGCUGCAGGAGGCCACAGUGGAGAUGGAGGGGCAAAUACAGGCUUUAGAGGAGGCCGAGGCAUACCAACGCAAGCUCUCCAACUCCUCCUCCUCCUCCUCCAGUGGUGCCUCAUCUCCCUCAUCCCCCUCCCCAUCCUCCUCCUCCUCCACAUCGUCAUCUUCUUCAGGGAUUGGGAGCAUUGGAACCCCUCGCCAGGCCCUAUCCUCCUCGCCCUCCACAUCGUCACUCUCGUCUCUCUCCUCCUUCACCUCGUCACAGCCUCCCUCGCCUCCAGCCUUCACCAUAUCAACGUACGGCUCCCCCCCUCACUCCACCGCAAGAAGACCAGGUGGAGGAAGUGGAGCCUCAAUGUGGGAGGCAGUUAAUAAAGCCUCGCAUCCACCCUCCUCCACCUCCUCCACUUCGUCUGUGUUGUCCCCGGCAAAUUUUAGCAGUGUCGUCAAGCCACCGAUUCUGACCCCCAAACCUACAGCGGUCUCCCCUCCACAGCCCCUCCGAGCCUCCCAGCCGUCUGUCUCUCCCCCGUCUUCCCUCUCCUCCACUACCUCCACUUUCUCCUCCUCUUCCUCUACCUCCUCAUCCUCUGCACUCCCUACAUCAUCAGUGGUAGAAACGUCACUUGCCUCUCCGUCAGCAUCCUCUGUGGUUGGCGUGGCUGCCCAGAUCCGCCGAUUCGAGCAACUCUCCGAGGGGUCGCUGGAGGCACUGAAGACCGCCACCCUGGAACGCGCCAAGAAGCGAAGGGAGCGUGAGAUCUUCGAGCACCUCAGAAGCCAGGUGGAAGCAGCCCGGCAGCAGGCAGCGUCAGUAGACCUCGAGGCCGCCAGCAGACAGCAGCAGGCGGCGGAGAAGGACGACAUAGCGUGGCAGGAACAAGAGCGCAAGGCUAAGGAGGCCGAGCGUAGGAUAAGAGAAAUCGCUCGUCGGGCACGCGAGGAGCACCGCCGCGCCACGCAGAACACACCGCCCUCCUCCCCUCCUGCCUCCGCCCUCAACUACAACCUCAACGGCCUCACGCGCUUCACCAACGGCAUCAACAGAGCCACCCACGCCCCCUCCACACCUCCUGGCGGCGAUAUCAAUGGGAAUGUCAACAGUGUGGCCGAUGACAUCAGCAACAACAAUGACAGCAUGAGUCUGAAGAAGUACAGCAGCAGCAGCAGUCGCAGCAGCCUGGGCAGCCCGGGGAUCGACGGCUUAUGUUUCCGGCAGAGGUUGAGGCCGCCCAAGCCGCCAUCCCGCGCCGCCAUCAUCACGUGGUUCAGGGACGAGGAACUGUUGCGGGGUGCUGGCCUUGACCCGUCCUGCUCUCACAUUGCCCCGUGGUUCCAUGGAAUCAUCAGCCGGACAGAGGCAGAGGAAGUGUUGUCGGAGGUGGGGAUCGGCUGUUUCUUGGUACGGGUGAGCGAGCGCAUCUGGGGGUAUGCCAUCUCCUACCGCGCCCCCGACCGAUGCCGCCACUACCUCAUCGACGUCACGGGCGGCAAGUACACCUUCUUUGGCUCCCAUCAGGCGUCACAUGACUCGCUGGGUGACCUCAUUGAGCACCACAAGAGGGAGGCGAUCACAAUCAGCGGGGGAGAGCUGCUCACCCGCCCCUGUGGCCAGAUGCACCCCAGGAACCCAGACUACAGAGAGCUCUUCCUCGGCACACCCUACCUGCCAGCCUAGCCCGUCCCUGCCCUGUCCUGUCUGCCUCGCCCAGGGAUGCCACGUUAUCGUACUCAGAGCCUCGUAUUUACCGGUUUCUGACGCCUAACUAUUGCCAAGAAGCACCAAUUAUUAACCAUUUUUACAAUAACUAUAUAAGAAGGCAGUUAUUGGGGUUGAGGAGACAGUUUUGGGGGUCGUAAGUUGGUAAAUACGAGGCUGAGUACGACAAUCUGGCAACGUUGGCCUCGCCCCACUCCAGAGGAAUAACAAGAGUAGCCAUAUUCCAUAGGUACAGAUUAAUAUUACCCGUGUUGAGAGUAUAUAUAUAUAGAGUAACUCAUUCACCUUCCUUUACGUGUGUUCUAGGAUCUUACUCGUCAUCAUCAUUAGUCAUUCUCGUCACUAUCACCUCCAUUGUCACUGUUGCCAUCAUCGUCAUCUGUAUAUUAAGCAGUUUCAAGAUCCAGGCUCGAGAGAGAAAUGGAUAUGUUGUGCAGAGCUGAUGUGAUUCUCCUGCCGAGUUAAAAUGGACUGUCCACAACGAACACUUCUAUUAACCCCUUGGCUGCGGAUUUCCUAGCAGAAAACCUCACCAAGCAACAGAAAUGGAACAAAAAGUGGCUGCUACAAUUCAAUGAAGAAAAAUGUAAAGUCAUGCAUCUUGGGCGGGGAUAUCCAGCACACCAAUACCACAUGGGAAACACUCCAUUAUCCACUGCAGAGGAAGAGAAAGACCUGGGACUAUAUGUUACCAGGCUACCAGUGAAGGCCAAAUCCGUGCCAAUCGCAGUGGACGGGUUAAAGCUCAUCCUGCAGUCAUUUAUAUCUUUGCCAUGGUCUUUGUUGGUCCAUUGAAAGAAUAUAUGUAGAGUAACUCAUAUCCUUUCCUUUUUAUGUGUCUCCAAUGCAAGGCUCUCGGCAUCUCGAGUGAAAGAAAACAAAAACAACCGAUAUUCUCAACUCCUUUAUUCUUUCCAUCAUUUUUAACCCGGUAGCUGUGGGGUCAUAUUUCUUAAAGGCCCCUCUAAGCGAAUUAAUGAGAAAAAAUCAUCACUCACACAAACCAUUUCAUAAUAUAUAUCAAUGCAUUUGUGAUCAGUUUAUGCAUCAUCUAUUUUGGGGGGUUUAUAUCAUGGCAAAAAGUUGGCCCAUCGCUGGUACACGGUAAAGCCACAAAUUUGGCCCGUCGCUGGUACACUGUAAAGCCACAAAUUUGGCCCAUUACUGGUACACGGUAAAGCCACAAAUUUGGCCCAUUGCUGGUACACGGUAAAGCCACAAAUUUGGCCCAUUACUGGUACACGGUAAAGCCACAAAUUUGGCCCAUUGC
Molecule: messenger RNA, 4189 nt
Organism: Eriocheir sinensis (Chinese mitten crab)
Lineage: Eukaryota; Metazoa; Arthropoda; Malacostraca; Decapoda; Varunidae
Product: SH2 domain-containing protein 4B-like
Exons: 10
Coding region: 742-2877 (711 amino acids)
Cellular component (GO): cytoplasm
Source: RefSeq, a predicted model, not a curated record